AUGUCAGCAAUCUGGGUGUGGUGUGCUAUGAUCUUGCAAGAUAAUUCCACUGAGGGCAAAUGGAGGGAGUGCCUUUCCAUUCACAUUGGUCAAGCUGGUGUCCAGAUUGGUGAUGCUUGUUGGGAACUCUACUGCUUGGAACAUGGAAUCCAGCCAGAUGGUGUUAUUCUUGACUGUAAACAGGAUCAGGUGGAAAAUGCUCAAACAGAACAUAAGAAUGCAUCCUUUGAUACCUUCUUUUGUGAGACAAGAGCUGGGAAGCAUGUGCCCAGAGCACUCUUCAUGGACUUAGAACCAACUAUUAUAGAUGGGAUCCGCAUGGGGAAGUACCAUUCACUCUUCCACCCAGAGCAGCUUGUUAGUGGAAAGGAGGAUGCUGCAAACAACUAUGCAAGAGGUCACUAUUCUGUGGGGUCAGAGAUCAUCGAUCUUGUGCUAGAGAGGAUCCGAAAGCUGGCAAAACAGUGCAGUGGACUUCAGGGAUUGUUGAUUUUCCGAAGCUUUGGAGGAGGCACUGGAUCGGGAUUUACAUCGCUCUUAAUGGAGCAACUCUCAUUAGAGUACAGUAAGAAGACUAAAUUGGAGUUCUCUGUAUAUCCAUCCCCUAGAAUUUCCACUGCUAUAGUAGAGCCUUACAACUCCAUCCUUACCACCCACUCCACCAUAGAGCACUCAGACUGUACCUUCAUGGUGGACAAUGAAGCCAUCUAUAACAUCUGCCAUCAAAAACUUGGGGUCGAUCACCCCUCUUAUGGCAGCAUCAAUAGGUUGAUAGGUCAGGUGGUAUCUUCCAUUACUGCGUCCCUUCGGUUUGAAGGACCCUUGAAUGUGGACCUAAUUGAAUUCCAGACCAACCUAGUCCCUUAUCCAAGAAUACAUUUCCCUAUCACAGCCUUUGCCCCCAUAAUCUCUGCUGAGAAAGCCUACUAUGAACAACUCUCUGUGCUUGACAUCACUGCUGCCUGCUUCGAGUUCUCCAACCAGCUGGUGAAAUGUAAUCCUCAGCUUGGGAAGUACAUGGCCUGCUGCCUAUUAUACAGAGGUGAUGUGGUCCCUAAGGAUGUAAAUGCAGCAAUUGCAGCCAUGAAGUCACGGACCUCAGUUCAGUUUGUAGAUUGGUGUCCAACUGGUUUCAAGGUGGGCAUUAACCAUCAACCACCUGCAGUGAUGCCAAGAGGGGAUCUGGCCCGGAUCCAGCGGGCUGUCUGCAUGCUGAGCAACACCACGGCAAUCGUGGAGGCCUGGGCCCGCCUAGACCACAAAUUUGACCUCAUGUAUUCCAAGAAGGCAUUUCUGCACUGGUACAUCACAGAAGGCAUGGAACAAGGGGAGUUCUCAGAAGCCAGGGAAGACUUGGCAGCUCUGGAAAGAGAUUAUGAGGAAGUGGGUCUAAGUUUCUGA
Castor canadensis (American beaver) is the source of this 1401-nucleotide messenger RNA. Lineage: Eukaryota; Metazoa; Chordata; Mammalia; Rodentia; Castoridae. The record is from RefSeq and is a predicted model, not a curated record.